Messenger RNA from Fusarium odoratissimum NRRL 54006, 2062 nucleotides. RefSeq lists its product as uncharacterized. NCBI's taxonomy places the organism in Eukaryota, Fungi, Ascomycota, Sordariomycetes, Hypocreales, Nectriaceae. Gene Ontology annotation, molecular function: acetylglucosaminyltransferase activity. The transcript is spliced from 2 exons. The record is from RefSeq and is a predicted model, not a curated record. Bases 389 to 1876 code for a protein of 495 amino acids.
CGGAUCUGCAUCCCCCCAUUUAAUGGCAUCUUCUUUGCUUUUGUUUCCGUGGCGUCUGCGUCGCUAUCUUAGACUCUUCGAUUUCAGGAGUACAUAUUACAGUUUCUCUAUAUAUUUUAUCCGUAUAUCCGUACUUUCUUUUAUGUCGCAUGUAUACCUAUCAUCGUCAUUAUACCUACUAUCCUAAUCUGCGCCAAGCUUUGUCUAAACUCUUUAGCUGCAUCUGAUCGCGACAACUUCUGAUCGACAAAGCUUUGAGACAAGUUUCUUCGAUACAAGCCACCGAACCGGCACUCCGCGAAGUACCCUACGAAGAGGAUUAUCGAUGCUAUCAACGACGUCAUAUCAUUUUUCUUGAUCAUAGAUUGCGAUAUUUGUAACAUCAGUCAUGAUUUCUCGAAAUCGCUCCAGUCGGCGCAGAAGUGCUGCUCUAGCCUUCAUCGUCAUCACUGUUCUCGUCCUCAACUACGGAGGCCUUUUGUCAUUACCGUUUAGCUUCGAAGAACCCCCACAACCCGAUCGCCCAGAUUUUGAUCUUGCACCACCAUGUGCCUCAACUCUCGAUCAUCUGCGACGCUCCUCGUACGGCCUAACGAGGGACAUCAUAUACCAAAAACGCUGCAUCCGCCCUGUCGUAGACAAGAAACUUGAUAGUCAGGUUGUAUCGCAGAACCCGGAUGCCUUGAUCAAGAGCGGCCAAACCGUUCAACUUGACCAGGCUUGUGAAGGAUGGACCGAAUCGACUUGCGAACCAGUCACUCUUAGGGUGCCUCCGCCUUACCCUCAGCAGGACUACUCUGGAUUUUUGUUUGGUGUUGCGACAAGUCUUGAUCGAUUGAACGAAUCUAUGUCACAGUUUGAGAGCUGGCUCGGCAAUACACAUGCGCAAUUACUUGCGGUUAUCACUGAUGCCGGCGACGAGUCCAAGUAUAAACAAGUCACUGAGCAGUUUCGCCAGCGCGGGAUCGAACUCAGCAUCAAGGAUCCAUGGAACAAGGCCAUCACCUCCAACGAGCAGCACUUUGCAAUCGUCCGUGAUCUUCUUGCGCACGUUACCCCGAAGACGCAGUGGACUGCCAUUGUCGACGAUGACACCUUCUUUCCUUCUCUUUAUCCCAUGAGCAAGAUUCUAGGCAAAUACGAUCACAAGCUUCCAGCAUACGUGGGUGGGUUGUCGGAGAACUACGAUGCAGUCAAGCACCAUGGCUACAUGGCUUUUGGAGGAGCAGGAAUCUUCCUCAGCCCAGCCCUGCUUCGCGAGCUUGACCCUCAUCUGGAGGAAUGCCUCAAAGUUGAUCAUGUGCCUCAAGGCGAUGGUCUUCUCAAGCAAUGCAUCUACAGCAAGACCAAGACGAAGCUCACUGUUGUAAAAGGGCUUCACCAGCUGGACAUGGGUGGAGAUAUGAGCGGUUUCUAUGAGUCCGGCCGUCUGCCAAUGAGUUUACAUCACUGGAAGUCGUGGCACCAGGCCCCUGUUGACAAGAUGGUCAAGAUCUCCGAAUUUUGUGGAAGUUGUUUCCUGCAACGCUUCGCUUUUGGCGCCGACACUGUCUUGACAAACGGAUAUAGCAUAGCCCAAUACUCUGCAGGCCUGGAAAGCGUGGACUUGAACAAGAUGGAAGGAAGCUGGGAGGGCGCUGAAGGGUUCGACUGGAGUCUGAGCCCAAUGAGAUCCAAGAUGGAUCGACGUUUGAAGAAGAGCUAUCAUCUAGUCGACACAGAAGUGGUUGGCAAGAAUAUCCGGCAAAUUUACAUUCACCGUCUUGAGGAUGACAUCCCCGGCCCGGACGAGAAGUCGAAGGACACCAAGAAGACGCCACCACCCAAGAUAGAAGAGAUGAAGGAUGAAGUGAUAGAAUUGUUGUGGGAAUUAUGAUAAGACACGAGAUUGGACUAGACAUAUUGGUGUUCCCGGUCGGGCCGGAUUUGUAUAUACGACGAAUGAUACCAGAUGACAUAUGGGAUGGAUAGAUAGACUGGUUUUGUAGAUAAUAAUGCUAAUGAGCCUUUCCUUAUCCCGGCAUUAAUAUGAGAGCAAGAGGGGUCUUCUGAUCUCUACCCC